AAACUCACUGCUCUAUAAGUAAUUAACUACCAAAUAAAUCUAAUCAAAAUCAAGACAUUAAUUUUUACAUGCUAAAACACCAUUUGGGUUGUUGAGGAAAACCAGUUAACGGUUUCAGUUUACACUUCUCCUUUUUUUUCCCCUCCCACAAUCAAAGAGAAUUUGCCUCUCUCUGAAACCAAAUGGUGAAGGAAAUGAGGUCUGUUGUGAACCCAUUUUCAGCCCCUAAACACAAUAAUGUCAUUAUAAAGUUCGCAGUCUCAUUUCUCUUGGUUGGUCUUGCUUUCCAUUUAUUAAUCUCUGAUUCAUUCAGAUUCUCUUCAGUUGUUGAGACACCAGUACCAGCUAAUGAAGAGACUGAACCAGAGUCUUUAGUGGCUUCUUUGCCUGCUGAAGAGCCAGUAUCUAAUGAUUUCGCAGCUAAUGAAAGCCAAACUUCACAGCCAGGAAAGUGCGAUUUGUUUGUUGGAGAUUGGAUACGUGACCCUUCGGGUCCGUUUUACACAAAUCAGAGUUGCCUUCAAAUUGAAGGUCAUCAAAACUGCAUGAAAAAUGGAAGACCUGAUUCAGGGUACCUCCACUGGAGGUGGAAUCCACGGGGCUGCAGUCUCCCCAGGUUUAAUCCUAAAAAAUUUCUUCGCCUGAUGAGGAAUAAAUCAUGGGCCUUUAUUGGUGAUUCCAUUUCUCGUAACCAUGUCCAGUCAUUGCUUUGCACUCUCUCUCAGGUGGAGCAAGCUGUUGAGGUCUACCACGAUGAGGAAUACAGAUCGAAAAUAUGGCGCUUUCCAUCUCACAACUUCACACUUUCAGUGAUUUGGACCCCGUUCCUUAUCAAAGCAGAUAUUUUUGAAGACAUGAAUGGAAUUUCCUCUUCAGAAAUCCAGCUUCAUCUAGAUAAACUUGAUAAAAAAUGGACCGAUCAAUAUAGGAAUCUUGAUUAUGCAAUAAUUGCUGGAGGGAAAUGGUUCCUGAAAACUGCCAUAUACCAUGAGAACAAUGUGGUUACAGGCUGCCAUUACUGCCCUGGAAAGAAAUUGACUGAGCUAGGGUUUGAAUAUGCAUAUCGCAAAGCAAUGCAGCUGAUUUUGAACUUCAUUACAAACUCUGGUCAUAAAGCUCUUGCUUUCUUUCGAACGACUACGCCAGACCACUUCGAGAAUGGAGAAUGGUUUAGUGGGGGCACUUGCAAUAGAAAGGUACCCUUCAAAGAAGAUGAGGUUAAUAUGGCCGAUGUAGACACAAUAAUGCAUAAUAUUGAACUGGAAGAAUUCGAGAAGGCUACAGCAUUGGGGCCUGAAAAAGGGGUGGCUUUGAAACUUCUGGAUACGACUCGAUUAUCAUUGUUGAGACCAGAUGGGCACCCAGGACCAUACAGGCAGUUUCAGCCAUUUGCUGAGGAUAAGAAUGCUAAAGUUCAGAAUGAUUGCUUACAUUGGUGCUUGCCUGGGCCAAUAGACUCUUGGAAUGAUUUGGUGAUGGAGAUGAUAGUCAAUGGUGGAAUAUAUUAAUGACAGAUAUUUGCUAGGCUCAGCUAUUCCAUGAUUUUUCUUGACAAGCUUCGCUGAAUAAGAUUUCGAUGAUUGAAUGAAGUGGGUAUCGGUAUUGGAUAAAAAUAAACAGCUGAUUUUCCUUGGGUUGUGCCUACCUUACCUUACUGGGGAUGCCAUUACCCUGCCUGUGUACACCUGUUGGGUUGGAUUUUGUAAAUCAAGAACCUAUUCUGUGAUACACUUUGAAUUUACGGUCGUUCUUUCGUAGAAAACCUACACUGUUCUUUGUUUUGGGUCCAACAGGACCAGCACAGCUUUUCAGUUGUAAUCAUAUGCACCCUCAAAAUAUAAUAAUAAUAUUAACAUAUAGCACAUUUGCCAUUUGAUUUGGUGCCUUAACACAGAAGGAUGUUUUUCAUGCUAUGAUGCAUUUCUCAUGUUAUUCGAUGCAUAAAUGCUAACGAUUAGAGAACAGAAUAACUAAGAGUUAAUCACCAGCCACAAGCUGCCGCAUCAGGUAGCAAAACAAAGCUAGUAAACGCAUCAUCAGUUAGUAAAAGUGUUAGCAUCUACUUGAAACCACAAUAGCAUUGAUAAAAUACCCUGCGGUUGAACCAGUCAUCCGAGGAGGUCAAUUCAAAUCCACUUUUUUUUUUGGAGAGCAACGAAAACACAAGCUUGCCAGAUGAAUUUAGUUGCCCUUGCCACAAGCCCAUUGGCGGGUCGCAUUCGACUUACCCAAGCAUUUCCAAGGUUCAACUAUGUCUACAUUAUAAAGGCUCUCCCUGGAACUUGACGGAGGCAACGCGAUUGUUGAGCAAAAAGGAAAUGAAACAGCUUGUCCAGUUGAAAUCAGCUCAGCCAAUGUAUACAACAUAUUACACGGUACAAAAUUGUAAGACCAUGUUUUUAUCAACAAACAGUGAUAGCUUUUUGACUCCUAAAUUCUAACCCUUCAAUAGCAAAUAAAAUAACAUGUAAAGUUGCAAGUUAAUAUACUUGAGGGAAAAUCCAGACGUUGCCGCUUCUCUUGAAUGGCAAAGGGCAAAGGCCAAAUCUUCAUCAUAGGAUAUGCCUACAACUCUUUCACCAUUCAUUGUGCCAAUGGAAUUCUAUGGCUAACAGCACAGAGCAUUUAAAAAAGAUACCACUGAAUUGCCUAAUUAUGUUAGUUUUUUACUUAAAAAAUCAAUAUAACUUAGUUUCUUUGACCAAACUCUUUGGCUUCUGGUUACAUGUAUGGACAAACAAUGCAAUUUAUCAGGAAAAAAUGUAGAAACUAAAUCUGAGCUGGUAUUUUACAUAAAGAAAAACAGAACAUGAAAGAAAGAAAAGCAUUAUGUUUACCAAAAAUUCAUAAGCACAGUCACAUUUCAUGUGAAAUUCACAGCAAGUGAGUUGUGGCAGCUGCAGCCUUUCGCUUACUUCUUGUGACAAGAAUUAACAAAA
Populus euphratica (Euphrates poplar) is the source of this 2939-nucleotide messenger RNA. Its product is annotated as protein trichome birefringence-like 25. The coding region runs from base 183 to 1508 and encodes 441 amino acids. The transcript is spliced from 3 exons. The record is from RefSeq and is a predicted model, not a curated record. Gene Ontology annotation, cellular component: Golgi apparatus. Gene Ontology annotation, molecular function: O-acetyltransferase activity. Lineage: Eukaryota; Viridiplantae; Streptophyta; Magnoliopsida; Malpighiales; Salicaceae.